GGGGGGGGUGUCACUGAUUUGUUCUCAUUUCAAGUCUUGUUUUGAAAUCCGGACCGGAGCGGAUCUCCAGGAGUCUGAAGUCAAAGUGUAAUUAUGAGUGCCAGGAAGGUUGCAGCAGGAAACCCAGAUAAAUCUACUACUUUCACAUUUGUACCAGAGGUGCACAGAUUACCUGCUCAAGUCAUUUUUACCGCGGAGGAUGCGUCCAAAGCUCUGGCUGUAAAAUCAGAUAAGAACCCAGUUGGGUCCCACGAGAGGAAUAUGUGGGAGACCAUGCCGGAACGAGAGAUUUUUAAAGCCGAGAGAGUCGUUAUCAAGGACUCCGUAGAAGAAGGAGCGAGACACAUUAUCCAGCUGGAUACACAACCCCGAUUGAAGUCCAGUCCGGGUCAUAAGAUCUUCUCUCAAAUCAAAGCCUCGCCUCCAGUCAGCUCUUGGUCUGAAAAUACAUCCAACCACGUAGCCUCUGAUGUGGUCUCCAUGGAAACGGGUGUUGACAAACACAAGGAUGUUCACCGCGCUCAAGUCAGCUCGGGUUGCUCUGAGAACAGAGCGUCAGAGGACAGGGUGAGCCCCACAAACUCUGCAGACUUGUUCCCCACCCCGACGUCCUCCAGAGAGUCCAUCCUCUCGGAGUGUUGGGACAAAGAAAAAAGCUGGUUUCAGCCUUCGUCUGCCACCUCUCCAUACUCUUUCAGCCGCACAGUGUCUCCCUGCUCCUCUGUCCGCUCUGGAGCCUUCACUCCUUCUGUUAUCCAGAUCAAGAAGCACUUUCUUGCUCCAGGCUCCAGUCUAGUUAACAUCCCUCAGACUUGUUUCUCAUCUUGUGAUAGCCUGUCGUCGUCUGUGUGUGCGCAGACACCGCCUCUCCGACACCGGCCUCCUCUCACCCGACUUUCCCUCCUCACUGCCAUCCUCAGGAAAGGUCGGCUCCCUGUCUUGUCCACGGCACAGGAGAGGCCGUACACCCCGUGCUGGCCUGUCAACCUUGUGAGCCUGUCUUUCUGUAACGCGUGCUCAGCUGCCUCCAGUGUGGCCUCCAUCCCCCUCCAGCUUUCCUCUCAGUUCUCCUCCUCCACCUCAAUUGACAGUCAAAACCAAAUUCACAGCAAAAACUGUGUCACAGCCUCAGACAGAAGAUGGCCUAAGAUGGAAAGACGUUCAGAGCAAAUUUGCCCAAGCAGUGAGCUCAGGCGGGAGCAAGUUAUUCCGCUUCCACCCGUGAGGAACGGCACGUUCCCCCGAACUCCUCUGCCUCUGUUAUCAAACUUCAAUUCUGCCUCUCCACCAAAGCAUGACAAUUCAGAUUUUGUUGCCUCAGCUUACAGCUCCUUUUCCAAGCAUAGCAACCCACACGCAGAUCCCAAACCUAAAGAACUCAUCUCCACCCCCUCCAAACUUUAUAACGAGGAAAUUAAACGGACACCUCAAUCACAGUCCUCCCUCUCAAAGCUUCGCUUGCUGUCUCAGCGACUGAAAUCUCCACCUGUUUCCCCUCAUCCUCCGAAUUCAAUCCCAGCAUCUCCCACUCCUCCUUUACAAAACACGACUCACACCUCCAGUGUGGGGGCGUGUGAGUCAGACCAGAGAUUUCCUGCUGUCAGAAGUAUCACACCUUCACAGGCCUUCCGUAAAGCCCACUGCCUGCCCCCUUCCCGCUACGCAACAGUUGCCCUGCCUGGAUGGCAGUCUCCCAUCAGCCCCUCCACUCCCACACCCUCUCUGGCUCCACCAGUCCGAAACCUCACCACGUCCCCUUCUCUGUCCCUGAGAUCCACCCCCUCCCCAAGGCCGGGGAGUGGAAUUUCAGACUGCAGUGACGGCGAGGGUAAAAAAAGAAAGACACUCAAAAUUAAGUCAAGCUACAAAUCGCUGGCUGCAAUUCCUACAAACAACCUUCUUUUGGAUCAGCAAGCGAUAGAUGAGCAGGUAGAGAAGAACCAGAGUCGGCUCCUGGACAGAGCUGUCACUGACACACACGCAGAGAUGUGCUCUCCAGCUCAACUUCGACAACAGUCAGAGGAGCUUUAUGCAGUAAUUGAUGAGAUCCUGGCAGAUUCCAGUCCUGUUAUCUCAAAGACAUCAAAAACCAACGCUGGUAUUCAGCAUAAAACUCAAUCAUUUCAAAAAUCCUUGGGGCGUGAAACAAAAUAUGCAUCCGUGUGCAGCCUUUAUCCAUCCACCGACAAGUCAAGAACCCUGGUGAAUUCUAAGAAGACAAAACCUGGAAUAGUUCGCCCAAUGACAGCCAUUCCCCGGUUAUCAGUGAAGGACGAAGAUGUCUCUCACUCAAGACCCUUCCGGAAGCUUUUCACUGAGACUUCACCCAUCAAGAAGAAGGAGGGAAAACCAAGUUUCAAUGAGGCAAAGACAAAUUUCUACAAUGGCUCAAACGGAAAGUUGCUGAUGGAGAAGAGAUGGCCUGAAAAAAGUCAAUUUUCAGUGUGUGAGCUUCAUAUCAAAGAGCCUGAUGAGAUCAGCCACCCAAGGAAAGGAACUUCAGCGCCCUUCAGUCGAAUGGAAGAGUUACAAAUUCGUGUUUAAAGUCUAUUUAAUUUUUUGUGUAAACGUUUUGGCAAAGUUAUUGAGUUUAAGAGCAUGGCAUUAAAGUAGGAUGAGGUCUUUCAGUACGUCUUGAUUAUUUUGCCAGAAUGAUCCAAAGGUUUUUUCUUUGCAUGUGGGAGGUUAUCAGCACAAUUACAAACCCGUCUUUUUACUUAAAGACAUCAAAGAAGAUACAAAUUCUGUGUUCCAUCUUAUUUUUUUUAAUAAUAGGUAUUUAGUGACAGUUUAAAGGUUUAAGUUAAGAAGAAAGGUUUGUUUUAAACAUGUUCUUGUGGCAUUUUUCUCAUGAAUGAGGACAUAUAUAAAAACAAUUAAACUUAAAAUUGCAU
Messenger RNA from Oryzias melastigma (Indian medaka), 2894 nucleotides. Its product is annotated as muscular LMNA-interacting protein. Gene Ontology annotation, biological process: negative regulation of transcription by RNA polymerase II. The transcript has 12 exons. Bases 94 to 2544 code for a protein of 816 amino acids. Gene Ontology annotation, molecular function: lamin binding; transcription corepressor activity. Lineage: Eukaryota; Metazoa; Chordata; Actinopteri; Beloniformes; Adrianichthyidae. Gene Ontology annotation, cellular component: sarcolemma; PML body; nuclear envelope. The record is from RefSeq and is a predicted model, not a curated record.